AUGCCGGGCUCCAUCGACCUCGCAGAGUACCUCUUCACCCGCCUGCGCCAGCUCGGCCUUGGCGCUGUGCAUGGCGUGCCUGGUGAUUACAACCUCCAGCUCAUUGACUUUGUCGAGCCGUCCGGCCUCACCUGGGUCGGCAGCGCCAAUGAGUUGAACGCCGGCUAUGCCGCCGACGGCUACGCCAGGGUCAAGGGCAUCGGCGCCGUCCUGACCACAUUCGGCGUCGGCGAGCUCUCGGCCAUCAACGCCAUCGCCGGCGCCUACACGGAGCUAGCCCCUGUGGUGCACAUCGUCGGCACGCCCAGGCGAGAGUCGCGCGACUCGCGCUUGCUCAUCCACCACACCUUCAACGACGGAGACUACGGCCGUUUCGCCAAGAUGCACGCAGAGGUGACGCACGCCCAGGCUCACCUCCGGGACCCUCGCUCCAGCGCCCAGCAGAUCGAUGAGGUCCUGCAGCAGUGCCUCCUGUCCAGCCGCCCCGUGUACAUUGACAUUCCUCUCGACAUGGUGACCACCCCAGUGUCCAGGGCCAGACUGGACACGCCAAUCGAGAUCCCCGAGCCCGAGUUCAACCCGGCAGAGGACGAGGUGGUCCGGCAGAUUGCACAGCGCAUCACCGCUUGUAGACAGCCUGUCAUCCUGGUGGACGGUGAGAGCAAGUCGCUGGGGAUCGUCGACGCCGUACAAAGGCUCGCUUCUUCUAGUGGUUGGCCAACAUGGACCGCUCCCUUCGGGAAAGGCUUACUCGACGAGACGCCUGCCAGCUUCCACGGCGUCUUCAACGGGUCCUUUCAUGACGAUGCUACGCGCGAGUACAUUGAACAUGCGGAUGUGAUCCUCAACUUUGGACCCCAUUACAGCUCGACCAACUCGUCUCAUUACACUGCGAUCCCCAGAGUUGAUGCCACCAUCGCCUUCACGACCCUCGGGGUCAAGAUCGCCAAAGACACUUUCAGGGAUGUGUCGUCGAAACGGAUUUUGGAGCGGGUACUGCAGGAGGUCGACUUUGCAAAGAUUCAGAUCACCAGCGCUCACGAGAGUCUGUCUCGAGACAGCUUAUUAGAUAUCCAGGCCGAGGACAGUCCCAAUCAAAUCACGCAAGACAGGGUAUGGCGCUACCUGGGCAAGAUCGUGCGCUCUGGCGAUAUCCUCAUGGGAGAGACAGGAACGGCUGGGUAUGGCUGUCGGUCGAUCCCGUUGCCCCCUCGCACCAUUUUCUUCUCGCCUGUGACAUGGCUGUCGAUCGGAUACAUGCUUCCCGCUGCACAAGGCGCGUCACUAGCCCAACGAGAAUUGGCAAGAGAAUCAAAGUACUUUGGGAUAGAAGACGCCCGCACCAUCUUGUUCAUCGGUGACGGCAGCUUCCAGAUGACCGCGCAAGAGCUGGCGACCAUCAUAAAGCACAAGCUGGACGUCACGAUUUUCUUGAUCAACAACGACGGAUAUACUAUCGAGCGGUGCAUCCAUGGUCGGAAGCAGGUCUACAACGACAUCUCAUUCUGGAGGUAUCUCCUUGCUCCCGAGUUCUUCGGGGCCGACAAAGAUACCUAUACCGCCUCUGCCAAGACGUGGGGCGAGCUGCAGGAUGCGAUCAACCAUCCGAGCUUUGUGGAAAGAAAGGGGUUGAAGAUGGUCGAGGUUUGCCUCGGAAGAGACGAUUCGCCGCCAGGGCUACUCUCACAUCUGAUGAAGACUCAAAUUGAUAGAGACGGAAUGUAG
Thyridium curvatum is the source of this 1725-nucleotide messenger RNA. RefSeq lists its product as uncharacterized. Gene Ontology annotation, molecular function: thiamine pyrophosphate binding; carboxy-lyase activity; magnesium ion binding. Bases 1 to 1725 code for a protein of 574 amino acids. The record is from RefSeq and is a predicted model, not a curated record. Lineage: Eukaryota; Fungi; Ascomycota; Sordariomycetes; Thyridiales; Thyridiaceae. The transcript has a single exon.